This is a messenger RNA of Penicillium antarcticum, 933 nucleotides long. Its product is annotated as oxidoreductase, short-chain dehydrogenase/reductase family. Lineage: Eukaryota; Fungi; Ascomycota; Eurotiomycetes; Eurotiales; Aspergillaceae. The coding region runs from base 1 to 933 and encodes 310 amino acids. The transcript has 4 exons. Gene Ontology annotation, molecular function: oxidoreductase activity. The record is from RefSeq and is a predicted model, not a curated record.
AUGCCUGUUGCUCAGUACACCGAAAGGCCAGCCAGUGGGUCUAAGUCUCAAUUUGAACCGGGCCACAAAAUUCCUAUCCAGCACCUGACAAAGCCGGGCCUUCAGGCCGAUAUGGACGAUCCCAAGCCCGUAUCGACUCAUAUUCCAACCGAGGAUGGCGGCUAUCAGAUCUAUAAAGCUGCCGGAAAGCUUCAAGACAAGAAAGCGAUCAUCACCGGAGGUGACUCUGGAAUUGGAAGAGCUGUCGCUAUUCUGUUCGCCAUGGAGGGUGCAUCGAGUGUAAUAGUAUACUUACCGGAAGAGGAAACGGAUGCACAGGAGACAAAAAGGAGGGUGGAGGAGCUUGGCCAGCAGUGUCAUUGCUUGGCCAUUGAUCUCCGCAAAAAGGAGAAUUGCCAAAAGAUCGUUGAUGUGGCUCUGCAAAAAAUGGGUGGUAUUGAUAUCCUCGUGAACAACGCAGCAUUCCAGGAUAUGCUGAGUGAUAUCAGUGAGUUGGAUGAGGACCAAUGGGAGCGAACAUUUGACACCAAUAUACAUUCUUUCUUUUACUUAUCGAAAUACUCUCUUCCUCAUAUGAAGAACGGGUCCACCAUCAUCAAUUGUGCAUCCGUCAAUCCUUACAUUGGCCGAGGUGAUCUUUUGGAUUACACAUCCACCAAAGGAGCCAUUGUCGCCUUUACGCGUGCACUGUCAAACCAGCAGGUGAAGAAGGGCAUUCGAGUUAAUUGCGUCUGUCCGGGGCCAAUUUGGACACCUCUUAUCCCAUCGACGAUGCAAACCUCUGCUAUGGAACAGUUCCAUGCAGUGCCAAUUGGCAGGCCAGGUCAGCCCAGUGAGGUUGCAACAUGCUUCGUCUUCCUCGCAAGUCAAGAUAGCAGCUAUAUUUCUGGACAGUGUCUGCACCCCAAUGGAGGUGUCAUGGUCAACGGCUAG